Fusarium falciforme is the source of this 654-nucleotide messenger RNA. RefSeq lists its product as hypothetical. Lineage: Eukaryota; Fungi; Ascomycota; Sordariomycetes; Hypocreales; Nectriaceae. The record is from RefSeq and is a predicted model, not a curated record. The transcript has a single exon. The coding region runs from base 1 to 654 and encodes 217 amino acids.
AUGUCCAACAAGUCAAGCCAACGAAACCUGGUCGAGGAGGACCCAACUCCCCCUUCGUCUCCCCACAGCAUCACCUUUAGCCUUCCAUCAUACGACGACGCCGCAAUGGAGGAUGCCUGGCAGGAGAGGGUGCAACGCGAGGGCAUUCGCCUUGAAGACGAGCCGUGGUACAUGACCCUCCCAGUCGGCAUCGAGUGCCGCAAGAGAAAAGCCUACUAUGAAAAAGUGGCACGAGAAGACCCAGACCCCCGCAAGGCUCAGAGUGCCCAAAACAAGGUUGACUGGGGCAACCUGAUGGGGGAACAAAUCAUAUAUGCUGCCAGUGGCGAGCGCAAGAGAAUCGGCCCCGAGGCUGCGAAGGCGCGAGAGGAGCAGUUCGUCAGGGAGACCGAGGCCCUGUCCCUGAGAACCUUGCAGGAGGCUGGGGAAGAUAAUACCGGCGACGAGGAUGCCCCAAGGAAGAGCUCACUCUUAGGGGAGCCCGCCGUCAACUUUUGCAGCCCCCUCGACAAGACUGGUCUCUGGCAGUUACUUUGGGGCAGAACAAUGCUUUCUGUCAUGCUUUAUUGCUAUCUUACUUUGAGAGAAAGCAGUGAAAAGAUGGCCCAUGGACGAUUUCGGCGAGAACUAUCACAUUGGAGGAGUGGUCAAUAA